UUUACCAAAGGUAAGGGCUAUAAUCCUCUGCAGAUUUAUUAUUCUUCUUCUUUCUCCUCUCUCGUUCCAACGGCUCUCAACAGUAAAAUGCAGCACCGGCAAGAGAUCGAUCGCCACCGCAGCGUGGUGGUGGAGCUACCACUCGAAGACGGAGACGGAGACUGCGCCACAUUCGAUUUGGAAAAAGCAGUAUGUAGCCACGGCCUAUUUAUGAUGGCCCCAAACCGCUGGGACUCUCUCUCCAAAACCCUAGAACGCCCACUACGCCUCUCCGAAAACAUCAACGAUGAUGAUCACGAACAAUCAGUUCUUGUCCAAAUUACUCAACCCUCGGAUUCUCCUCAUUCACUCCUUCUUCGAGUUUUCGGUACUGAUUCCCUUUCUACUAUACAACAACGCUCUCUGCUGGGUCAAGUGAGGCGAAUGGUGAGAUUAUCAGUGGAAGAGAAUAAAAGAGUGAAACAGUUUCAGGAGAUUUGUGGAGAAGCAAAUGAGAGGGGAUUUGGGAGAGUGUUUAGAUCGCCGACAUUGUUUGAGGACAUGGUGAAGUGUAUGCUGCUCUGCAAUUGCCAGUGGUCAAGGACGUUGAGCAUGGUUGAAGCAUUAUGCGAGCUUCAGUUGGAGCUGAACUGUCCCUCGUUAGCUGCAUCUUUUCCUGAUCCUGAUAAUCAAAAUCAGUUGAAGGGCAUAACUUUCAAGUCUGAGCAUUUCACUCCAAGAACACCAGCAACACCAGCAGGAAAAGAAUCACGAAAAAGAGCUGGAGCUUAUGGAUGUUCCAGAAAAUUGUUGGAGAGGCUUACCGAAGUCGAAGAAAUCAUAGAUAUAGGGAAACCGGGUGUAACUGUGACACCUGCAUUUUCAGUUGGUGAAGAGGUUCUCAAAAAGAGUAAUCUUUGUCGGGAUACUACUGAGGUUUGCGAUGUUGGUACAAGUGCACCAUUCAAUCCUGAUCCUUCAGAAGAUAGAAAGCUGAGCUCUUUUAAUCAGCUUGGGAACUUCCCUAGCCCGAAAGAAUUGGCAAGCCUUGAUGAAAGUUUUCUAGCAAAGCGUUGCGGUCUUGGUUAUAGAGCUGGCCGCAUUAUAAAGCUUGCUAAGGGCAUAGUUGAAGGCAGUAUUCAGUUGAAAGAACUUGAAGAAGCUUGUAGCAACCCAAGCUUGGCCAAUUAUGAUAAAAUGGCUGAGCAGCUGAGAGAAAUAGAUGGAUUUGGCCGAUUUACUUGUGCUAAUGUACUUAUGUGCUUGGGUUAUUAUCAUGUGAUUCCUACUGAUUCAGAAACAAUUAGGCAUCUAAAGCAGGUUCGUGCGAGAACCUCCACCAUACAGAACGUUCAAAGAGAUGUUGAAAAUAUUUAUGGGAAGUAUGCACCGUUUCAGUUCUUAGAAUAUUGGUUGGAGGUGUGGCACUUUUAUGAGGAACGGUUUGGUAAGCUUAGCGAGAUGCCCCACUCGGCAUAUAAACUUUUUACUGCCGCAAAUAUGAGACAUAAAAGAAAGGGCAAAUGCAAGAAGUUGAACAUAACCUCAGCGAAAAGCUUGGCGUGUAACUUAGAAGGAUAA
Molecule: messenger RNA, 1560 nt
Organism: Solanum verrucosum
Lineage: Eukaryota; Viridiplantae; Streptophyta; Magnoliopsida; Solanales; Solanaceae
Exons: 5
Coding region: 88-1560 (490 amino acids)
Biological process (GO): DNA repair; base-excision repair, AP site formation
Cellular component (GO): nucleus
Molecular function (GO): 8-oxo-7,8-dihydroguanine DNA N-glycosylase activity
Source: RefSeq, a predicted model, not a curated record